Messenger RNA from Scedosporium apiospermum, 408 nucleotides. Its product is annotated as Translation initiation factor 1A/IF-1. Gene Ontology annotation, biological process: translational initiation. The coding region runs from base 1 to 408 and encodes 135 amino acids. Gene Ontology annotation, molecular function: RNA binding; translation initiation factor activity. The transcript has 2 exons. NCBI's taxonomy places the organism in Eukaryota, Fungi, Ascomycota, Sordariomycetes, Microascales, Microascaceae. The record is from RefSeq and is a predicted model, not a curated record. Gene Ontology annotation, cellular component: nucleus.
AUGCCGCCUCGCGCAAAAGGCCAAAUCUUACGAGCCCAAACCGCUCUCGCCAUACCCGACACUCUCGAGGCGAACCAGAUAAUCGCCCGCGUCGAUAGAGCCUUACCCCGCGGCCAGUACAACUGCCUACUGCCCAACAAGUCCAUCGUAGUAGUCGAUCUUGACGAACGCUUCCGCCAGACGAUAUGGGUCCAGCGCAAUAACUACGUUCUGCUCGAGCGGUAUCCGCCCAAGGAGGUCGAGGGCGAAGCCGUCGCCAAGAUAAUCAACAUCGUCGUGGAUGAGAAGCAGUGGAGGAAGAUGCCGUACUGGCCGGCAGAGUUUCCCAAGUUUCGAGACCCAGAGUCCGACGAAGACGAGUCGAACGUUGGCAAGAUGCCCCCUAGCGAUUCAGAAGACGACGCGUGA